AUGCCUCACAUCCCGUUGACCCCUCGAGAGGCACGCGGAGUUCAUUGCUUCAAAAGGCUCAAGACGUAUGCCAACUUUCCAGAAGCACCUCAGGAGGAGGCUUCUCUCAGCAAUAGGCUCAAGACGUAUGCCAACUUUCCAGAAGCACCUCAGGAGGAGGCUUCUCUCAGCAAUAGGCUCAAGACGUAUGCCAACAUUCCAGAAGCACCUCAGGAGGAGGCUUCUCUCAGCAAUAGGCUCAAGACGUAUGCCAACUUUCCAAAAGCACCUCAGGAGGAGGCUUCUCUCAGCAAUAGGCUCAAGACGUAUGCCAACAUUCCAGAAGCACCUCAGGAGGAGGCUUCUCUCAGCAAUAGGCUCAAGACGUAUGCCAACUUUCCAGAAGCACCUCAGGAGGAGGCUUCUCUCAGCAAUAGGCUCAAGACGUAUGCCAACAUUCCAGAAGCCCCUCAGGAGGAGGCUUCUCUCAGCAAUAGGCUCAAGACGUAUGCCAACUUUCCAAAAGCACCUCAGGAGGAGGCUUCUCUCAUCAAUAGGCUCAAGACGUAUGCCAACAUUCCAGAAGCACCUCAGGAGGAGGCUUCUCUCAGCAAUAGGCUCAAGACGUAUGCCAACAUUCCAGAAGCACCUCAGGAGGAGGCUUCUCUCAGCAAUAGGCUCAAGACGUAUGCCAACUUUCCAGAAGCACCUCAGGAGGAGGCUUCUCUCAGCAAUAGGCUCAAGACGUAUGCCAACAUUCCAGAAGCACCUCAGGAGGAGGCUUCUCUCAGCAAUAGGCUCAAGACGUAUGCCAACUUUCCAGAAGCACCUCAGGAGGAGGCUUCUCUCAGCAAUAGGCUCAAGACGUAUGCCAACAUUCCAGAAGCACCUCAGGAGGAGGCUUCUCUCAGCAAUAGGCUCAAGACGUAUGCCAACUUUCCAGAAGCACCUCAGGAGGAGGCUUCUCUCAGCAAUAGGCUCAAGACGUAUGCCAACUUUCCAGAAGCACCUCAGGAGGAGGCUUCUCUCAGCAAUAGGCUCAAGACGUAUGCCAACAUUCCAGAAGCACCUCAGGAGGAGGCUUCUCUCAACAAUAGGCUCAAGACGUAUGCCAACAUUCCAGAAGCACCUCAGGAGGAGGCUUCUCUCAGCAAUAGGCUCAAGACGUAUGCCAACUUUCCAGAAGCACCUCAGGAGGAGGCUUCUCUCAGCAAUAGGCUCAAGACGUAUGCCAACUUUCCAGAAGCACCUCAGGAGGAGGCUUCUCUCAGCAAUAGGCUCAAGACGUAUGCCAACUUUCCAGAAGCACCUCAGGAGGAGGCUUCUCUCAGCAAUAGGCUCAAGACGUAUGCCAACUUUCCAGAAGCACCUCAGGAGGAGGCUUCUCUCAGCAAUAGGCUCAAGACGUAUGCCAACUUUCCAGAAGCACCUCAGGAGGAGGCUUCUCUCAGCAAUAGGCUCAAGACGUAUGCCAACUUUCCAAAAGCACCUCACGAGGAGGCUUCUCUCAGCAAUAGGCUCAAGACGUAUGCCAACUUUUCAAAAGCACCUCACGAGGAGGCUUCUCUCAGCAAUAGGCUCAAGACGUAUGCCAACUUUCCAGAAGCACCUCAGGAGGAGGCUUCUCUCAGCAAUAGGCUCAAGACGUAUGCCAACUUUCCAGAAGCAUCUCAGGAGGAGGCUUCUCUCAGCAAUAGGCUCAAGACGUAUGCCAACUUUCCAGAAGCACCUCAGGAGGAGGCUUCUCUCAGCAAUAGGCCCAAGACGUAUGCCAACUUUCCAGAAGCACCUCAGGAGGAGACUUCUCUCAGCAAUAGGCUCAAGACGUAUGCCAACUGUCCAGAAGCACCUCAGGAGGAGGCUUCUCUCAGAAAUAGGCUCAAGACGUAUGCCAACUUUCCAGAAGCACCUCAGGAGGAGGCUUCUCUCAGCAAUAGGCUCAAGACGUAUGCCAACUUUCCAGAAGCACCUCAGGAGGAGGCUUCUCUCAGCAAUAGGCUCAAGACGUAUGCCAACUUUUCAGAAGCACCUCAGGAGGAGGCUUCUCUCAGCAAUAGGCUCAAGACGUAUGCCAACUUUCCAGAAGCACCUCAGGAGGAGGCUUCUCUCAGCAAUAGGCUCAAGACGUAUGCCAACUUUUCAAAAGCACCUCACGAGGAGGCUUCUCUCAGCAAUAGGCUCAAGACGUAUGCCAACUUUCCAGAAGCACCUCAGGAGGAGGCUUCUCUCAGCAAUAGGCUCAAGACGUAUGCCAACUUUCCAGAAGCAUCUCAGGAGGAGGCUUCUCUCAGCAAUAGGCUCAAGACGUAUGCCAACUUUCCAGAAGCACCUCAGGAGGAGGCUUCUCUCAGCAAUAGGCCCAAGACGUAUGCCAACUUUCCAGAAGCACCUCAGGAGGAGACUUCUCUCAGCAAUAGGCUCAAGACGUAUGCCAACUGUCCAGAAGCACCUCAGGAGGAGGCUUCUCUCAGAAAUAGGCUCAAGACGUAUGCCAACUUUCCAGAAGCACCUCAGGAGGAGGCUUCUCUCAGCAAUAGGCUCAAGACGUAUGCCAACUUUCCAGAAGCACCUCAGGAGGAGGCUUCUCUCAGCAAUAGGCUCAAGACGUAUGCCAACUUUUCAGAAGCACCUCAGGAGGAGGCUUCUCUCAGCAAUAGGCUCAAGACGUAUGCCAACUUUCCAGAAGCACCUCAGGAGGAGGCUUCUCUCAGCAAUAGGCUCAAGACGUAUGCCAACUUUCCAGAAGCACCUCAGGAGGAGGCUUCUCUCAGCAAUAGGCUCAAGACGUAUGCCAACUUUCCAGAAGCACCUCAGGAGGAGGCUUCUCUCAGCAAUAGGCUCAAGACGUAUGCCAACUUUCCAGAAGCACCUCAGGAGGAGGCUUCUCUCAGCAAUAGGCUCAAGACGUAUGCCAACUUUCCAGAAGCACCUCAGGAGGAGGCUUCUCUCAGAAAUAGGCUCAAGACGUAUGCCAACUUUCCAGAAGCACCUCAGGAGGAGGCUUCUCUCAGCAAUAGGCUCAAGACGUAUGCCAACUUUCCAGAAGCAUCUCAGGAGGAGGCUUCUCUCAGCAAUAGGCUCAAGACGUAUGCCAACUUUCCAGAAGCACCUCAGGAGGAGGCUUCUCUCAGCAAUAGGCUCAAGACGUAUGCCAACUUUCCAGAAGCACCUCAGGAGGAGGCUUCUCUCAGCAAUAGGCUCAAGACGUAUGCCAACUUUUCAGAAGCACCUCAGGAGGAGGCUUCUCUCAGCAAUAGGCUCAAGACGUAUGCCAACUUUCCAGAAGCACCUAAGGAGGAGGCUUCUCUCAGCAAUAGGCUCAAGACGUAUGCCAGCUUUCCAGAAGCACCUCAGGAGGAGGCUUCUCUCAGCAAUAGGCUCAAGACGUAUGCCAACUUUCCAGAAGCACCUCAGGAGGAGGCUUCUCUCAGCAAUAGGCUCAAGACGUAUGCCAACUUUCCAGAAGCACCUCAGGAGGAGGCUUCUCUCAGCAAUAGGCUCAAGACGUAUGCCAACUUUCCAGAAGCACCUCAGGAGGAGGCUUCUCUCAGCAAUAGGCUCAAGACGUAUGCCAACUUUCCAGAAGCACCUCAGGAGGAGGCUUCUCUCAGCAAUAGGCUCAAGACGUAUGCCAACUUUCCAGAAGCAUCUCAGGAGGAGGCUUCUCUCAGCAAUAGGCUCAAGACAUAUGCCAACUUUCCAGAAGCACCUCAGGAGGAGGCUUCUCUCAGCAAUAGGCUCAAGACGUAUGCCAACUUUCCAGAAGCACCUCAGGAGGAGGCUUCUCUCAGCAAUAGGCUCAAGACGUAUGCCAACUUUCCAGAAGCACCUCAGGAGGAGGCUUCUCUCAGCAAUAGGCUCAAGACGUAUGCCAACUUUCCAGAAGCACCUCAGGAGGAGGCUUCUCUCAGCAAUAGGCUCAAGACGUAUGCCAACUGUCCAGAAGCACCUCAGGAGGAGGCUUCUCUCAGAAAUAGGCUCAAGACGUAUGCCAACUUUCCAGAAGCACCUCAGGAGGAGGCUUCUCUCAGCAAUAGGCUCAAGACGUAUGCCAACUUUCCAGAAGCACCUCAGGAGGAGGCUUCUCUCAGCAAUAGGCUCAAGACGUAUGCCAACUUUCCAGAAGCACCUCAGGAGGAGGCUUCUCUCAGCAAUAGGCUCAAGACGUAUGCCAACUUUCCAGAAGCACCUCAGGAGGAGGCUUCUCUCAGCAAUAGGCUCAAGACGUAUGCCAACUUUCCAGAAGCACCUCAGGAGGAGGCUUCUCUCAGCAAUAGGCUCAAGACGUAUGCCAACUUUCCAGAAGCACCUCAGGAGGAGGCUUCUCUCAGCAAUAGGCUCAAGACGUAUGCCAACUUUCCAGAAGCACCUCAGGAGGAGGCUUCUCUCAGCAAUAGGCUCAAGACGUAUGCCAACUUUCCAGAAUCACCUCAGGAGGAGGCUUCUCUCAGCAAUAGGCUCAAGGCGUAUGCCAACUUUCCAAAAGCACCUCAGGAGGAGGCUUCUCUCAGCAAUAGGCUCAAGACGUAUGCCAACUUUCCAGAAGCACCUCAGGAGGAGGCUUCUCUCAGCAAUAGGCUCAAGACGUAUGCCAACUUUCCAGAAGCACCUCAGGAGGAGGCUUCUCUCAGCAAUAGGCUCAAGACGUAUGCCAACUUUCCAGAAGCACCUCAGGAGGAGGCUUCUCUCAGCAAUAGGCUCAAGACGUAUGCCAACUUUCCAGAAGCACCUCAGGAGGAGGCUUCUCUCAGCAAUAGGCUCAAGACGUAUGCCAACUUUCCAGAAGCACCUGAGGAGGAGGCUUCUCUCAGCAAUAGGCUCAAGACGUAUGCCAACUUUCCAGAAGCACCUCAGGAGGAGGCUUCUCUCAGCAAUAGGCUCAAGACGUAUGCCAACUUUCCAGAAGCACCUCAGGAGGAGGCUUCUCUCAGCAAUAGGCUCAAGACGUAUGCCAACUUUCCAGAAGCACCUCAGGAGGAGGCUUCUCUCAGCAAUAGGCUCAAGACGUAUGCCAACUUUCCAGAAGCACCUCAGGAGGAGGCUUCUCUCAGCAAUAGGCUCAAGACGUAUGCCAACUUUCCAGAAGCACCUCAGGAGGAGGCUUCUCUCAGCAAUAGAUACGUGGGAGGGACCCCGAGAUCGCUGCCUCAAGUGGAAUAUACAGCGAGAAGUCCUAACUUGAAAGGAGGCCGGAUUUCCGUGCAGUGGCUUGAAUACAGGCUCAUCUUUGAUUUCAAAACAUGA
Messenger RNA from Rangifer tarandus platyrhynchus (Svalbard reindeer), 5223 nucleotides. Lineage: Eukaryota; Metazoa; Chordata; Mammalia; Artiodactyla; Cervidae. The record is from the annotation of a GenBank genome assembly.